This is a messenger RNA of Canis lupus familiaris (dog), 1730 nucleotides long. RefSeq names its product forkhead box D1 (gene FOXD1). The transcript is spliced from 2 exons. Gene Ontology annotation, molecular function: DNA-binding transcription factor activity, RNA polymerase II-specific; RNA polymerase II cis-regulatory region sequence-specific DNA binding. NCBI's taxonomy places the organism in Eukaryota, Metazoa, Chordata, Mammalia, Carnivora, Canidae. Bases 1 to 1323 code for a protein of 440 amino acids. Gene Ontology annotation, biological process: cell differentiation; anatomical structure morphogenesis; regulation of transcription by RNA polymerase II. The record is from RefSeq and is a predicted model, not a curated record.
AUGACCCUGAGCGCGGAGAUGCCCGGCCCCGCGGAGGACACCGACAUCGACGUGGUGGGGGAGGGCGGGGACGGCGGCGACGACGACGAGGACGGCGAGGGCAGCGGCGCCGAGGCCCCCCCGGGGCCCGGGCGGCGGCGGCGGCGCUCCUACGGCGGGGAGGACGAGCUGGAGGACGAGGACGACGACGACGACGACGCGCCCCUGGCCGCGCGCCCCGCGCCCCCCGCGCCCCCCGCGCCCCCCGCGCCCCCGGGCCCCGCGACGACUGCGGGCGCGGCGGGCGCGGCGGGCGCCGGGGGCGCGGGGGGCGCGGCGGGCGCGGGGGGCGCGGCGGCGCGGAGCCCGCUGGUGAAGCCGCCCUACUCGUACAUCGCGCUCAUCACCAUGGCCAUCCUGCAGAGCCCCAAGAAGCGGCUGACGCUGAGCGAGAUCUGCGAGUUCAUCAGCGGCCGCUUCCCCUACUACCGGGAGAAGUUCCCCGCCUGGCAGAACAGCAUCCGCCACAACCUGUCGCUCAACGACUGCUUCGUCAAGGUGCCGCGCGAGCCGGGCAACCCGGGCAAGGGCAACUACUGGACGCUGGACCCCGAGUCGGCCGACAUGUUCGACAACGGCAGCUUCCUGCGGCGGAGGAAGCGCUUCAAGCGGCAGCCGCUGCUCCCGCCCCACGAGGCGCUGCUGCUGCGCGGGGCGGCGGGCGCGGGCGCGGCGGGCGCGGGGCCGGGGGCCGGGGCCGGGGCCGGGGCCGGGGCCGGGGCCGGGCCCGGGGCCGCGCUCUUCCCGCCCGCGCCGCCGCCGCCGCCCCCCUGCGGCUACGGGCCCUACGGCUGCGGCUUCGGCCUGCAGCUGCCGCCCUACGCGCCGCCCGCCGCGCUCUUCGCCGCCUUCCACCCGCACUCGCCGCCGCCGCCCCGCGCGCCCGCCUUCGGGUACCGGCCGCACCCGCUGGGCGCCGCCCUGCCCGCCCCGCCCGCCCCGCUGCGGGCCCCGGCCGCCAAGGCGCUGGCGCGCUCGCCCUUCUCCAUCGAGAGCAUCAUCGGCCGCAGCCUGGGCCCGGCCGCCGCGCAAGCCGUGCAGGCCUCGCCCGCGCCGGGACCCGCGCCCGCACCCGCGCCCGGACCCGCGCCCGCGCCCGCGCCCGCCCCCGCGCCCGCCCCCGGCGGCGCCCAGGCUGCGGGGGGCCCUGCCGCCGCGCUCACCCGCUCGCUCGCGGCCGCCGCAGCCUCCUCCGUGUCCUCGUCCGCCGCCCUGGGGACCCUGCACCCGGCCGCGGCCCUGCCCGGCGGCGACAGCUUGACCGCCCGCGUCUCUAACUGUUAAGGCCGCCCGGUCAGGGCGCUCGGCAGCGCGCAGGUCAAAGUCACUGCAAGAAAUCAGAAAUUGCUUCUAAAUGUUGACAAUAAAAUAAGCUACUUUAAUAGACAUUUUCAGACUUCUGUUCCAUUUUGAAGAGCACUGGGGCUGUUAAAAUUGAUGCCACAGUCACCCUCAGAUAUUUUUGCAGAACUUUUAAUUUUAUUUCUGAGUUUCCCACUUUAACUUUCACUUCCUUUUGAGCACAAUAUUGUAUCUGUAAAAAUUCUCCAGCCUGACAGUUAUAUUGUAAUGAAAGCAGCAUGAGCAAAUAGGCAAUCUUUAGUCUUUGCAAAUUUAAUAGAUACAAGUAGCUUUGAAGUCCUGCAUAAUAUUUACCUGUGUAAAAUAAACUUUAUUUGAAAGCUCUAGUA